UGGACGCACACAGGGGAGAAACCAUUUAAAUGCAUGGAAUGUGGAAAGAGCUUCACUGAGAGUGGAAAACUUAGAGGACUCACACUGGGGAGAAACCAUUUAAAUGCAUGGAGUGUGGAAAGAACUUCACUAAUAGCGGACACCUUAGAAUUCAUCAACGGUCUCACACUGGGGAGAAAUUAUUUCAAUGCAUGGAGUGUGGAAAGAGGUUUGGUCAGAGUGGAAACCUUAGAAUUCAUCAACGGACUCACACAGGGGAUAAAUUAUUUCAAUGCAUGGAGUGUGGAAAGAGGUUCGGUCAGAGUGGAAACCUUAGAAUUCAUCAACGGAGUCACACAGGGGAGAAACCAUUUAAAUGUAUGGAGUGUGGAAAGAGCUUCAGUCAAAGUGGACACCUUAGAAGACAUGAACGGACUCACACAGGGGAGAAACCAUUUAAAUGCAUGGAAUGUGGAAUGAGCUUCACUGAGAGUGGAAAACUUAGAAUUCAUCAACGGAGUCACACGGGGGAGAAACCAUUUCAAUGCAUGGAGUGUGGAAAGCGCUUCAGUCGGAGUGGGCACCUUAGAAUUCAUCUACGGUCUCACACGGGGGAGAAACCAUUUAAAUGUAUGGAGUGUGGUAAGAGCUUCAGUCGGAGUGGAAACCUUAGAAUUCAUCAACGGAGUCACACGGGGGAGAAACCAUUUAAUUGCAUGGAGUGUGGAAAGAGCUUCACUGAUAGUGGACACUUUAGAAUUCAUCAACGGACUAACACGGGCGAGAAUUCAUUUAAAUGCGUGGAGUGUGGAAAGAGCUUCACUACUAGCGGAAGCCUUAAAAUUCAUCUCCGGACUCACACAGGGGAGAAACCAUUUAAAUGCAUGGAGUGUGGAAAGAGCUUCACUACUAGUGGAAACCUUAGAAUUCAUCAACGGACUCACACAGGGGAGAAACCAUUUAAAUGCAUGGAGUGUGGAAAGAGUUUCACUGAUAGUGGACACCUUACGAUUCAUCAACGGACUCACACGGGGGAGAAACCAUUUAAAUGCAUGGAGUGUGGAAAGAGCUUCGCUGUUAGUGGACACCUUAGAAUUCAUCAACGGACUCACACAGGGGAGAAACCAUUUAAAUGCAUAGAAUGUGGAAAGAGCUUCACUACUAGUGGAAACCUUAGAAAACAUCAACGGACUCACACAGGGGAGAAACCAUUUCAAUGCAUGGAAUAUGGAAGGAGCUUCAGUACAAGUGGAGUUCUUACAAAACAUCAACAAACUCUUACAGGGGAGUAACAAUAUAAGUCCUAGGGAAGUGGACAGAGGUUCAGUUGUAGUGGAAGUCUUACAAACCAUCAAAAGACUCUGAGGGAUAAGAGUUGUAAGAGUGGAAACACCUACAGGCCAUGAAUUAACUCAAAGAAGAGAAAGGGUUUAAAUAGAAGGAGUGUGGAUCCUGCUUUGGUUAUUAUGGAACGCUUUUUAGAGAGUAGAACCUUUUUCUCUCCGAAUUGACACUUUCUUUCACAUGAAUAGCAGGAAAUCAGUCUUAAUUGCAUGCAGCGUAUGUUAGCUUCUGUUGUUUGUAACGUGGUGUAGACAUUUAUUUAAAGUAAUGAAGGUAACAUUUCACAAUAGUAAGCAUAAUAUAAUAUUUAAUGUGAAUCUGUAGUGUUGCUGCUGAAUGAGGGUGGACUGAGAGUGAGCUGGUGUUGGUGUUUGGUGGGGGGAGUUGGAAAUGUCUGUAUCUGGGAAUGGAGAGUUGCUCAAAGUGGAGCUGAGACUGGUGGUCUUGCAUGAGGAGGGAAGGGGGCACAGGGAAGAAGGGGCCGUACCAGAACAUCUCAAAGCAAUGUGCUGGGGGGGCGGGAGCCAUGGUGACACAAGUGUGUGUAGAAUGCUAUUCCCAUAAUGACACAGGGGAGAAACCGUAAGGAUGAGUAUAAUGUGGAAGGAGGUUCAGGCAGGUCUCCAACCCAGAGUGCUAAGGGUCAGCUUCCUCCAAAUCCACCAGCUGCCCCAAGGCAGGAGCCACCUCUUGGCCUGAGGGUGGAAAGCUUCCCUCCACCUUUGCGACUGGACAUGAUCCGAGGGCAGUGAUGGCGAACCUUUUAAAGAUGGAGUACCCAAACUGCAACGCAAAACCCACUUAUUAUCACAAAGUGCCAACUACUGCAAUGCGCUCUAUUUGGGGCUACCUUUGAAGGUGACCCGGAAACUACAACUAAUGCAGAAUGCGGCAGCUGCACUGGUGACUGGGAGCGGCCGCCGAGACCACAGAACAUCGGUCUUGAAAGGCCUAAAUUGGCUCCCAGUACGUUUCUGAGCACAAUUCAAAGCGUUGGUGCUGACCUUUAAAGCCCUAAAUGGCCUCGGUCCAGUAUACCUGAAGGAGCGUCUCCACCCUCAUCGUUCUGUCCAGACACUGAGGUCCAGCGCCAAGGGCCUUCUGGCAGUUGUCUCCCUGCGAGAAGCCAAGUUAUAGGGAACCAGGCAGAGGGCCUUCUUGGUGGUGGCACCUGCCCUGUGGAACGCCCUCCCACCAGAUGUCAAAGAGAACAACUACCACCAGACUUUUAGAAGACAUCUGAAAGCAGCCCUGUUUAGGGAAGCUUUUAUUGUUUGAUGCAUUAUUGUAAUUUAAUAUUUUGUUGGAAGCCGCCCAGAGUGGCCCAGCCAGAUGGACGGGGUAUAAAUAAUAAAUUAUUAUUAUUACUAUAA
Messenger RNA from Podarcis raffonei (Aeolian wall lizard), 2696 nucleotides. Its product is annotated as gastrula zinc finger protein XlCGF17.1-like. Gene Ontology annotation, biological process: regulation of transcription by RNA polymerase II. The record is from RefSeq and is a predicted model, not a curated record. Gene Ontology annotation, molecular function: DNA-binding transcription factor activity; RNA polymerase II cis-regulatory region sequence-specific DNA binding. The coding region runs from base 108 to 1271 and encodes 387 amino acids. The transcript has 2 exons. Lineage: Eukaryota; Metazoa; Chordata; Lepidosauria; Squamata; Lacertidae.